UCCUCUCUUUACUAUAUCGCAUCUUUUGUAGCAGUCUACUUCAUCAGCUUUCGUUGUCUAGUUUUUCUAAUUCUUUAUAGAUCCUACUAUAGAAGAUCGCUUCUUUCUUCUUUUUUUUCUGCUCUUUUUACUGGCUCCCGUUUCUCUUUACCCAACGUCGUUCUAUUUCUUUUAACUCUCACCACCACCACCACCACCACCACCACUACCAGAUCCACCACCACCGCCACCUACGGUGCAAUAACGGUCAUCUUUAACAUUUACUCGAUAAUGACCACCUAACAUCAAGCUCGGUGUGGAAAACGUACAUAAACACUUAAGCAAAGAAUACUUUUGCCGCUAAUCCCAACUUAGCUGCUCGUUCACUACCGUAUGGAUGCACAACCAACCAUGUAAAACACUCUUCCUCUCUUUUCUCCUACUUUUCCUCUUUCACCUUCCUCCACCUUUUCCUCGUUUUUGCUCGUAUUCUGCUCUUCUUUUUCGUUCCUCUCUCUCUCUCUCUCUCUCUCUCUCUCUCUCUCUCUCUCUCUCUCUCUCUCUCUUUCUCUUUCUUUCUCUGUUUAUCUUUGCUGUGUACUUUUCGGAUUCAAACCUCUACAACUUAUAAUUGUCGCCUGGAUUGUAUAUUCUCCUAUAGCAGCAAAAGACGAACAACAGUCUUUUAGUUCGGUCAUUCGUAGACUAUGCAUCGAGAAUUUUUCUUGUUUUGUUUCAUUCUUCGAUGUCCUUUUAUGUUGCAAGUUCUCUUUGAUAUUUCUCCCUAUCAACUGAUCGCUAGCAGCAGUUAAAAUGAAAAACAAUCACCGUGGAUGUAUUCUACUUUUGCGGAGUCUCUCUUAACUUGUUACUAUGCUCCAUGCAGCCAGCUCAGGGCAAACUUAUGUUUUUAACAAAAUAGAGGGGGUUAGUCAGAACCCCCAGCGAGUAAUACAUCCUUUACCUCACAGAACUACCCACACCACAUCUAAAAAAAAAACAUCUUUUCCCCCUAUCUCCCCUGCACAAAUUUUGAUAAGUAAAUAAUCCUUCAGUCACAACUCUCUCCCUUUCUCUCUCUUUUCUCUCUUCUCUCUCUCUCUCUCUCUCUCUCUCUCUCUCUCACACACACACAUACACACACUCACACACACACACACAAAGAAAAAAAAAACCCUCCUCAAAUUGAAGUUGCUGAUCGUGAUGCCGCGGCCGGGAAACCAUGGCUGUUUUUCAUUCCUCCACCUACAGGAGGAUAAUGCGCGUUUCCUGUUGCUCUUCAUUGUUAUGAUGGGCUACCUUAUGUUUGGAGCUGGCAUCUUCAUGAUUCUGGAGUCUCCGAACGAAGAGGCUGAACGCAUAAAAAUCAACGCCUCGGUUGAGGCUUUUCUGGAAAGAUACCCGGAGGCAAACCGCACCGAUCUGGAAUUACUCCUACUUGAAUAUGCCCACGCAAGUGCCGCCGGUUUUGUCGAAAGUAAAGCAACUCGUUGGGACUACGUUGGAUCAUUUUACUUUGUUGGUACUGUUGUUUCAACUAUAGGUUUUGGUAUGACAACACCAAGCACACCUAAUGGGAAAAUUCUUUUAAUUUUCUAUGGAUUUUUCGGCUGUGCAGGUGCCAUUUUAUUUUUUAACUUAUUUCUUGAACGAAUCAUUACAUUCUUGGCACAUAUCUUAAAAGGUAUUCAUGAAAAAAGCCAGCGCCAAAAGUCCAGCCAGGUUUCUGAGAAACACGACAGUGAAAGGCGAGAUUCAUCUGUUUCAGAAGAUAGUUUAGAUGCAUGGAAACCCUCCGUAUAUUGGGUUAUGCUUAUCCUUCUCUGUGGUGCCAUUUUGGUUGCUUGCUGUGCUUCAGCUAUGUAUCAUUCCGUCGAAAACUGGAGCUACUUUGAAUCGAUAUAUUUUUGCUUUGUUGCCUUUUCUACAAUUGGCUUCGGAGAUUAUACAGUGAGUCAAAAAACCCAGUAUGACUACAUUCACUUGUAUCGACUUGGAAAUUUUGUAUUUAUUAUUAUAGGAUGCUGUUGUAUAUACAGCUUAUUUAAUGUGGCCUCUAUUAUCAUAAAGCAAUUUUUAAACUGGAUUUUACGUAAAUUAAACUGUCGCUGUCAAUGUCGUAGAGAAAUACCGACAUUUCGGGCCAGACGCAACGCUAUUACUCCUGGAAUACGACAGAGUCAACGUAAGGCCAAAUCAGACAGUGUAACAAUGGUAGAUGUAGAUUAUGACAGUGAUAAUGAAUAUCGACGUACGUCUGGGGAAAUGAUAUCGAUGCAUGAUUUCUUGCAAGCUAAAAAUAUUAAUAUUGCCAUGAUGCAAAAACGUCUUUGGGAAACAGCACAGCGUGGCAUGUUACAACAAGCUCAAAACGAAAGUGGAUUCCAUGGCGGUGUUGGGCCUCUUGCCAUAUUGAACAGAAAACUCGGUAAAGAUGAGAUAUGAUCAGAAACUUAACAAAUAUUUUAGUCACUUUAUUUAAUCAAAAAUAUAAACAUUUGAGGCUAACAUUGACACGUUAAAAUAGCUUGAUAUGAUAACAGAAAUUUCUCACCACAAAAUUCGAUGCUUCCAGACAAGAAACUGUUAAUUUCUUGUGCUUCAGAAUAUUUAAUUUCUUACAAAAUAUCGACACCUUUGAGACAAUAAAAUUUAACUUGACCGAAAGGCUUAUUUUUCAGAAAGAAAAAAAAACAUUUUUAGAAUGAAAAACUAAUUAACUAAACGGCAGAAGAAAAGAAAUGUUUUUAGUUUUUGUGUUAAUAUAUGGUUCAUACAUUGAAUGUGUGAUUUUUUAAUUGUUAAUUGAAGGUUAGUUAAUGAAAUUUUUAUCUUGGAAUAUUGUUGUAAGAGAAAACAGGUUUGGGGUUAGGUUUUUAUUUUAAAAAAUCAUUAUUAUGUUUAAUUAAAACUGAGUGUUGCUGCUAAAACAUAUGUGAUCUAAAUAUUCCUAUGAGUGGCGUGUUCACUCUUAGUCAAAUUUCAACAGAAAUUUGUUAUUGAUUUAUUUACACCCAAACUUCGCCACGAAAAUCACGACUCGUAAAUUUCCAAUAAUAAUUUUUUUAAGCGUAAUGGAAUAUGGUUUUUCCUUAGCUUUAUGAUUCAAUGAUGUUCAUUUGAAUAUAAUGAAAUAAAAUGAGAUUAUAUUAAUACGGUAUAAAUUGAAGAUGAUGUACUAAUGAUUGCGUUAUCAGAUUUGGAAAUAUCUUUUGACAGAAUAAUACCAGUCAAAAGAUGUGAUUUGAAAUAUUAACUCUGUAUUAUUAAUCAAGAAAAUUUACAAGUAAAUGAAUGAAUGUGUUUGCAUGAGUGUGUAUGGGUGUUUGUAGUUAUGUUAAUGAGAACGAAAAUCACUCAAUAGCGUUUAAAACAAAGAAAAUAUUAUUACAUCUCAAAAGCGUCUUUGAGGCACAAAAUGUUAGUAAAACUGUAAAGUCCCAAAUCCCUACAAGCUCUACAAACUCACAUCAUCUUGAUUGGAUGCAAUAUUUCUAUAUUUGAUUAUUUUUAUACAAAUCAUAAUGUUACUCCCCACUUUAGAAGUUUGGUUUUUUUUUCUAAGGAAUGCAUGAACAUGUGAAAUUUAAUCGAUUAUAUCAAAAGAAAAUCAGUUUGUCAUUAAAGAUUUCAUUUCGGGACUUUAAGAUGUUAUUCUAAAGGAAGCUUAGUUUAAUCCCCAUAGAGAAGUAUAUUUUUGUAAGUAGAUCAAUUAAAUAAUUGGCAAAUGAAGGUUUUGUUCAACUUGUAAAAAUAAUAAAACUUUAUUUAAGCUUCCUGCGAUAUAGAAACUGUAACCAAAUGUUUGAGAUAAGACAGUGUAAGCUUUAACUUUGUAUAUUUAUGCCGCCCUUGACUUUUUCAAUCCUUGGAAAAUAUUUAGUGGAGGAUUUCGAGACUAUUUCCAGCCUGGCGAUGUCGAUCAUUCUUCCAAAUUGAUAAAUAUUACAUCUGGCUGUUAUUUUUGUUAGAAAAUUCAUCAUAUUCGACGGUGUUAAACUUCAGGGAUAUCUAACUAUGUACUGCUACCGUUGGUUCUAAAAUCUAUUGCUGUGCCUGAGCAUUGAUUAAUUUUAAAACAUUUCGUAAAAAAAAUUCUCUCUCAUAUUAUUAUUAUUAUUAUCAUUAUUAUUAUUAUUAUUAUUAUUAUUAUUAUUAUUAUUAUUAUUAUUAUUAUUAUUAUUAUUAUUAAGGCGGCAAGCUGGUAGAAUCGUUAGCGUGCUGGACGAAAUGCUUAGCGGCAUUUCGCCUGUCGCUACAUUCUGAGUUCAAAUUCUGCUGAGGUCGACUUUACCUUUCAUCCUUUAGGGGGUCGAUAAAAUAAGUUCCAGUUGAACAAUGGGGUCGAUGUAACCGACUCAUCCCCUCCCCUAAAGUUGAUGCUCUUGUGGCAAAAUUUGAAAUCAUUAUUAUUAUUAUUAUUAAGGCAGUGACCUGGCAGAAUUGUUAGCGCAUCGGGCAUAAUUCUUAGUGGUGUUUCGACUCAUGUUUUGGGUUCAAAUCCUGUCAACUUUGCUUUUCAUCCUUUCAGGGCCAGUAAGAUAAAGUACCAGUCAAGUACUGGGUCUCGAUGGUAUCGACCAAACUCGUAAAAUUCUGGCCUUCUUCAAAAAUUCGAAAGCAUUAUUAUUAUUAUUUUGGCAUCUCCAAUAAAAUAGCAUUGCUUAAAAAUACAGAAUUUUUAAAUUUUAUAUUGUCGUCUAGAUAUAACAAUGGAAAUCUUAACGUAAACAUUGUCCUCUUACAAAUAAUAUUCACUGAAAAUGUUGACAAUAAAAGAAAUAUUUUGUGUAAGAAUGCGAAAAAUUGAUUACAAAAAAAUUGUUGAGAUUUCUGACAUUACGUUAACCCACAAAAAAAUUUAGUGAUUAAAAACAAGCGAUAAAAUCUAUUGCUACUUGUUAGAAUGAAUGACGUUGGUUCCAAAAUGUUGGAUAAAGAAUGAUUAAAUAUUGGUUUUUAUUAAUUUUGUGCAAUUACCAUAUUUGUGACAGACGUCGUUAAAACAGUAUUUAAAUCGUUUUAGAGAGACUGUAUUUUUAAUGCAUUAAUUGUUGCAAUUUAGUUAUGAGCAGCUUCUGAUAUAAAUUCCAACUGAAACUUUUAUUCCAUAAAUUAUUUG
Octopus bimaculoides (California two-spot octopus) is the source of this 5101-nucleotide messenger RNA. Its product is annotated as potassium channel, subfamily K, member 13. Gene Ontology annotation, biological process: potassium ion transmembrane transport; stabilization of membrane potential. Gene Ontology annotation, cellular component: plasma membrane. The record is from RefSeq and is a predicted model, not a curated record. Gene Ontology annotation, molecular function: potassium ion leak channel activity; outward rectifier potassium channel activity. Lineage: Eukaryota; Metazoa; Mollusca; Cephalopoda; Octopoda; Octopodidae.